Cannabis sativa is the source of this 1771-nucleotide messenger RNA. Its product is annotated as aspartate aminotransferase, mitochondrial. The coding region runs from base 211 to 1485 and encodes 424 amino acids. Gene Ontology annotation, cellular component: mitochondrion. Gene Ontology annotation, molecular function: L-aspartate:2-oxoglutarate transaminase activity; pyridoxal phosphate binding. The transcript is spliced from 10 exons. Gene Ontology annotation, biological process: amino acid metabolic process; biosynthetic process. NCBI's taxonomy places the organism in Eukaryota, Viridiplantae, Streptophyta, Magnoliopsida, Rosales, Cannabaceae. The record is from RefSeq and is a predicted model, not a curated record.
AACAACAUAAAAGACUCUAGAACAGUGUCACGCAGUUCAAGGCCGCGUUUUAUCAAAAUCUCAAACAUAUAAAAACCCAAAAUUUCCCAUUCAUAAAUUUGCGCUUCCGUCUUUCACUCCUCCUCUCCUCUUUCUCUCUCUUCAACCAACCUUAGUUUACUGCUCCAUUAAAUUUUUAGACAGAAUCAAAGUUGUAACGAUAAUCUUUUCAUGGCGUUUCGCACCGCGAUCUCCAACAACGUGAUCUCUCCCGUCCGUACCUCCGUCGCCGGAGCGAGAUCCAUCUCAUCGUGGUGGCAACACGUCGAUCCGGCACCCAAGGAUCCGAUUCUCGGUGUCACCGAAGCUUUUCUUGCGGAUCCCAGUCCUGAUAAAGUUAAUGUUGGAGUUGGCGCUUACCGUGAUGAUAACGGGAAGCCUGUUGUUCUUGAUUGCGUUAGAGAAGCAGAGCGUCGGAUUGCGGGUAACUUGAACAUGGAGUAUCUUCCAAUGGGAGGGAGCAUGAAGAUGGUGGAAGAGACACUAAAGCUGGCCUAUGGAGAGAACUCUGAGUUCAUCAAAGACAAAAGGAUAGCUGCUGUGCAAUCUCUCUCUGGAACAGGUGCAUGCAGGAUUUUUGCAGACUUCCAGAAACGUUUUCAUCCUGAUUCCCAAAUCUAUAUACCAAUUCCAACAUGGUCCAACCAUCAUAACAUUUGGAGAGAUGCCCAGGUUCCUGAGAGGACUUUCCAUUACUAUCACCCAGAAUCUAAGGGGUUAGACUUUGCUGGACUGAUGGAUGACAUUAAGAAUGCUCCAAAUGGUUCAUUCUUUCUACUUCAUGCUUGUGCUCACAACCCAACAGGAGUGGAUCCUACAGAAGAACAAUGGAGAGAAAUCUCAUAUCAGUUCAAGGUAAAAGGUCAUUUCCCCUUUUUUGACAUGGCAUAUCAAGGUUUUGCUAGUGGUGACCCAGAGAGAGAUGCAAAGUCCAUCAGGAUUUUCCUUGAAGAUGGCCAUCUUCUCGGCCUUGCCCAGUCAUAUGCAAAAAAUAUGGGUCUCUAUGGUCAGAGAGUAGGAUGCCUUAGUUUACUAUGUGACGAUGAAAAGCAAGCCGUGGCUGUAAAAAGCCAAUUGCAGCAGCUUGCUAGACCCAUGUAUAGUAACCCGCCUGUGCAUGGAGCACUCGUAGUCUCAAUCAUUCUUGAUGAUCCAGACUUGAAGAAAUUGUGGCUCAAAGAAGUCAAGGGCAUGGCCGACCGCAUCAUUGGAAUGCGAACUGCUUUAAGAGAAAACCUUGAGAAGUUGGGCUCGCCUUUAUCGUGGGAGCAUAUAACCAAUCAGAUUGGCAUGUUCUGCUACAGUGGGAUGACACCUGAACAGGUGGACCGUUUGACCAAUGAAUAUCACAUCUAUAUGACUCGCAAUGGCCGUAUAAGCAUGGCGGGUGUUACGACUGGAAAUGUUGGAUAUCUGGCUAAUGCUAUACACGAAGUGACCAAGUAGGGCUCAUUGAGAGGUUGCAAGGUUGCAAAUGUCUCUACAUUUUUGUUAAUUUCUUGGCUAUAAUUCCCUCUAAUUGUUAAAGGGAUAGCAAUAAAUAUUAUUUUUUUUCUUUUGAAAAAAAAAAGGAAAACAAUAUAAUUUCUUGGUCACAUCAAUUGUUCUUCCUCCAUUUUUCGUUGGAGGAUUUUGUAGUUUUAUUCAGAAUUGCACUUCAUACCGAAACUAUGAAGAGCGCAACAUUACUUAUUGGAGAAUAAAAAUGGUGCAUUUAAUUAUUAUAAUUUCA